GACCGCGACCCGCACCGCACCCCGGCUGCCGCCACCUCCCGAGUCUCCCGAGCUGCUGCUCUGCUCCUCGUUCCACUCCCUUCCCUUCCCACCCAGGGGAGACGGAGAGGAGACCCAGAGACGGACUGCUCUAGCCCCGAAGGAAGCAUCGCCUCCUCUUCCUUCCUUCCUACCCCCUCCUCACUCCGCUUGUCCGGUCGUCGCGUACGUACCGCCCUCCAUCCCCCACCACAACGACGGCCGCUUUCUCCCCGCCUUCCGACGUCUCUCUCUCUCUCCCUCGCUCUCUCUCCGCUCAGCAGCUCCAGCGCCCAUCGGCGAGGGAAGGAAGGAAGAGGGAGAAAGAAAAAAGGAGCUUCUUUUCUUCCGUCGGCAGGCGGUAGGCCUGGUGACUAUGGAUCCGCCGGGCUCCGGGCUCCCGACGCCGCCGAGGUCUCCUGCCUCGAUCCGUGGCCGCCGGCCCACGUGGAGACGCUGCUGGUGCUAGUACCGCCGUGUUUCUUGGCGGGCCUUGCUGCCUCCUCCUCCUCUUGAGGAUUGCUGCUGCCGCAGCCUGCUCUGCAGGAGGGAUGGCCGGACGCUCAAGCAGGAGCGUCGGCGUGCGCAGCGUGGAAUCCAUGGCGGCGCCAGAAAUGCGCAUCGUCUGAGUGAAUGAAGCCUGGUUGGUGGUAGAGCCGAUGGUGGUGGGAACGGCGCUGCUGCGCGGCGGGGUCUCCAUCUCCAUCUCCUCGGUGUGGAUCCUCCUGUUCCUCUCCUCCCUGCUCCUCCUCUCGCCGUCGGCGGCGUCCGUCGACUUCAGCCACUGCGGCGGCUGCGACGACGCCGACGACGGCGCCCUCUCCAGCGCCUACAACAUCCUGCAGUGCCAGAAGGUCAGCGACUUCCUCAUCGCCGCGGCCUACUUCUCCAUCCCGCUCGAGCUGCUCUACUUCGCCACCUGCUCCGACCUCUUCCCCCUCAAAUGGAUCGUGCUGCAGUUCGGCGCCUUCAUCGUGCUCUGCGGCCUCACGCACCUCAUCACCGUCUUCACCUACGAGCCGCACUCCUUCCACCUCGUGCUCGCCCUCACCGUCGCCAAGUUCCUCACUGCACUCGUCUCCUUCGCCACGGCCAUCACCCUGCUCACGCUCAUACCGCAGCUCCUCAGGGUCAAGGUCAGGGAAAACUUCCUGAUGAACAAGGCGCGCGAGCUGGACCGGGAGGUGGGGAUGAUGAAAAGGAAAGAGGAGGCCAGCUGGCACGUGCGCAUGCUCACGCAGGAGAUCCGCAAGUCGCUCGACAGGCACACCAUCUUGUACACCACCAUGGUUGAGCUCUCAAAGGCGCUGGAGCUGCAGAACUGUGCUGUCUGGAUGCCUAAUGAGACCAGGAGCGAGAUGAUCUUGACGCAUCAGCUGAGGGAAAGGGAUAUAAUGGACCCACAGAACCGCUCUAUUCCUAUCGAUGAUCCGGAUGUUCUAGAAAUAAAGGCGACCAAGGAUGCAAAAGUUAUUGGGCCAGAUUCGGCGCUAGGGGUUGCUAGCCGAAGCAAGCUUGAAGCAGGGCCUGUGGCUGCAAUAAGGAUGCCGAUGUUAAGGGUGUCGAACUUCAAAGGAGGGACUCCGGAAGUGAUGCAGACGAGCUAUGCCAUCUUGGUUCUGGUUUUGCCUAAUGAUGCUUCGUUAGGGUGGGGUCGGAGAGAGCUGGAGAUUGUUGAAGUAGUUGCUGACCAAGUUGCAGUCGCUCUGUCACAUGCUGCGCUCCUAGAGGAGUCUCAGCUGAUGCGAGAGAAGCUUGCCGAGCAGCAUAGGGACUUGCUACGGGCAAAGCAUGAAGCCAUGAGGGCAGGGGAAGCUCGGAAUUCCUUCCAGACUGCAAUGUACGAUGGAAUGCGAAGGCCAAUGCACUCAAUCCUUGGUCUCGUCUCGAUGAUGCAACAGGAGAGCAUGAAUCCAGAGCAAAGGCUUGUGAUGGAUGCCAUUGCCAAGACAAGCAGUGUUGCAUCCACGCUGAUGAACGAUGUGAUGCAAACAUCAACAAUGAAUUGUGAGCACUUGUCUUUGGUAAGGAGGCCGGUCAACCUUCAUUCCUUUAUCAAAGAAGCUGUUGGAGUGGUCAGAUGUCUAACUGGUUGCAAGGGUGUGGAGUUUGAGUUUCAAGUGGAUAAUUCUUUGCCAGAAAGGAUCAUUGGUGAUGAGAAGAGAGUCUUCCAUAUUGUCCUGCACAUGGUAGGCACCCUAAUAAACCGAUGUAAUGCCGGCUGUAUCUCGUUAUAUGUUAGUGGUCAUAAUGAGGUUGAAGAGAGGCAUAAUCAUGACUGGAUGCUGCGAAGAGCAAACUUCUCUGGAGGCUAUGUAUGUGUCAAAUUUGAGAUUAGGGUUAGAAAAUCCAAGGACAAUCUUUUGAGUUCAUCAAGCAGUGAGAUAAGGCAUGGGUCCAAACCCAACAAUUCUGAGAUGGGGCUUAGCUUCAAUAUGUGUAAGAAGAUUGUGCAGAUGAUGAAUGGUAAUAUUUGGUCAGUAUCAGAUUCUAAAUGCAUUGGAGAAACCAUCAUGCUUGUCCUCCAGUUCCAGUUGCAACCUGUGACUCCAGUCUCUGGAGCGUCCUCAGAUUUGUACCGAUCGUCCGCCAUUCCCAACUUUAAUGGGCUCAGAGUCCUCCUUGCGGACAGUGAUGACACCAACCGAGCUGUAACUCACAGGCUUCUGGAGAAGCUUGGUUGCCGAGUCCUUUCAGUCGCUUCUGGUGUCCAAUGCAUGAGCUCCUUUGCUGCCGAGUCAUCCUUCCAGCUGGUGAUUCUUGAUCUUGCCAUGCAGACGAUGGACGGAUUCGAAGUAGCCCGCGCGAUCAGGAAGUUCAGUAGCAAUAGUUGGCUGCCGUUGAUUGUUGCCCUAGCAGCAAGAAUCGACGACAACAUCCGGGAUCGAUGCCAGAGGUCAGGAAUAAAUGGCCUGAUCCAGAAACCAGUCACACUAGCUGCACUGGGAGAUGAACUGUAUAGAGUCCUUCAGAACAAUUAAAAGAGCCUGAUGCAUGGUUCUCAUUUCUUUCAAUCUCAAUAGAUUGCUGUAGCUUGAUCGGUAGUCACUCUGCUACUAGUUUCUGCCAGGUUAGAUCCAUACAAUCACAAAACAUUUGGUUGGGGCAAAAGGAAAAUGUAUAGGAAGCUGAAAGCAUCCGCUUUUUGCUUGGUUCCUCGGUGAAGGACGACGACAGAAAGGUACAAAAUUUUGGAGAGAUGAUACUGUUAGAACUUAGACUCAUUCAUUGUAAACCCUCAGAUAAGCCAAUAUUUAGAUUCAUUCACUAACACUAAUUAACUACGAUAUAAUUAGUUUGGACGAAAUCCAUGAGCAGUUUAGUUUGU
Messenger RNA from Sorghum bicolor (sorghum), 3346 nucleotides. RefSeq names its product ethylene receptor 2. Gene Ontology annotation, cellular component: endoplasmic reticulum; endoplasmic reticulum membrane. Gene Ontology annotation, biological process: response to ethylene; phosphorelay signal transduction system. The record is from RefSeq and is a predicted model, not a curated record. Gene Ontology annotation, molecular function: ethylene binding; ethylene receptor activity; phosphorelay sensor kinase activity. The transcript is spliced from 3 exons. Lineage: Eukaryota; Viridiplantae; Streptophyta; Magnoliopsida; Poales; Poaceae. The coding region runs from base 678 to 2999 and encodes 773 amino acids.